CCGCAAUUAUGAAAUGGCGACUAGCGGUGAUAUAUCGAUGAUCUCACCACCAUCGUCUUCCAUUUCGAACGGCCAGGAUCCAUUCGGACAAUUGCCGCCGCUGCCACCGCCACUGCGUUCAACACAAGUGCUUCAACCGCUAACGGUUUUUCCAGUGUCCAAUUUGAGCGAAGACUCUUACGAUUAUGUUUUUGGUGGUCGACGUAAGACCCCGCCUGCAACAAGAACAACAACUACACUCAAGCUGACCUCACCGCCAGUACGCCUGCGACCAGAAGACGCACACCAUCGUGGUGGCAACGUAAAUAAUGGUGGCCGCUUUUAUCGUCAUUCCUUCAGUUACGCGCCAAAACGCACCCGACACGGCAACAACAGCGAACGCAAUGAAAAUCGUGAAUCACGACUGAGAUGUCAUGGCGAAGACGAAGCAACACUGCGCCAACUGCUUCUCGAUUUGCAAAAGCAAGUUAGCGUGAUGAGCAUGAAUUUAUCAGCCAAACUGGAUGAGCUUCAGAGAGGCGAUCGACACUUGGAGACGACAGUCGCCUUGUGUGAAAUACGUACACAGCUGCAGGAGCUAACCAAAUCCGUGGAGAGCUGUCAAAGCGAAGUGUCCGAGGUGAAACGCGACAUGGUGGCGAUCAAGCACGAACUAGACACCGUGCAACAAGUCAAAGAGGAAAUCGAAGAGCUGCGCGAAUACGUCGACAGACUGGAGGAGCACACACACAGACGGAAGCUAAGACUUUUAGAACAAGUUUGUAGCUUAAAUUAUUUGCCAUGUUGUGUAAUUAAUACUUGAAUUUCAUUUAUAUUCAUGUACAACAAUAUGUAAAAUCUCAUUAUGCGUGCAAAUCAGCCAAAUUCAAAACUUUAUAAAACAACAAAAAAAACCCCCAAAAAGCCAUAUACAAUCGGUUCUCAUAUCGGUACACGAAUUACAUACACUUGCUUAUUACUUUUACAGUAUGACAACAAAGUUGAGCGCAUAAUGUCAUUUAUCA
Bactrocera tryoni is the source of this 1004-nucleotide messenger RNA. RefSeq lists its product as uncharacterized. The record is from RefSeq and is a predicted model, not a curated record. The coding region runs from base 14 to 802 and encodes 262 amino acids. The transcript is spliced from 5 exons. NCBI's taxonomy places the organism in Eukaryota, Metazoa, Arthropoda, Insecta, Diptera, Tephritidae.